Molecule: messenger RNA, 631 nt
Organism: Symbiodinium pilosum
Lineage: Eukaryota; Dinophyceae; Suessiales; Symbiodiniaceae
Source: the annotation of a GenBank genome assembly
GCACUACCAUUUGAACAGGUUCAGCGUGAGGUUUUGGACUUGAUCUCUGUGGAGACCAUUCUGGUGGGACACUCGCUUCACAAGGAUCUACGCGCGCUGAAAAUCCAGCACACGAAAAUCGUGGACACUGCCCUCAUUUUUGCAGUUGAAGGUGGCAGUCGCCGAAGACGGCACAAGCUCAAUAGUUUGGUCACCCUCAUGAGGCCAAAGAUUCCGACUCUACAGCCCGUUCGCCCUGGGGCACACGAUCCGCGGCAGGAUGCGCAGUGGGCUCUUCAGCUGGCGCUUUACGAGGCUUCAAUCCAUCCCGCCACCACCAAGCCUUUGAAGCUUUUAUCUUUCCCCAAGACGAUCUUCCUGAGUGAGAUUCCGAAAGGGACAACUGCCAAGGAGCUGCAAGGCUUCUUCGCGCAUGGUACUUGUGCAGAGGUGAAUUUCCACCUCCAGUCAGAAACAUCAAGUUGGUUGGGAACCACUACGAUCACUUUUCCCUCGCAGGCGGAACGCGACAAAGCGUUUGCCGAUCUUACCCGCUUCGUGCGUGUCUACGUCGGUCCCCUUAGAGACUGGGCUGGCAGGACGGACACGGCAAAGAUGCAGGCCUCGCUGAAGGAGCAUUUCCUGAAGUUUG